AUGAGGGAACGACGGCGGGAGAGGGGGCACCGCUAUCUUCCUGUCCCUGGAUUUCGCACCCCCACUCAGACUGUGAACCAAACAAGUGCUGCUGGCAAAGAUGCAGCAGCGGCGGUUUUGAAGUCAGAAGGCAUAACUGUGGAAGUGUCUGACUUGUAUGCCGUGAAGUUCAAAGCUACUGCCACAGCUGAAGACAUCACCGGUGAAGUGAAUAACUUCCUCUAUGCGGAGGAGACCAAAGCAGGCCAGCUGUGUGCAGAUAUCUCUGAGGAACAGUGUAAAGUCGAAGAAGCAGAUCUUAUCAUCUUUCAGUUCCCCAUGUACUGGUUUUCUGUGGCUGCCAUCCUGAAAGGCUGGUUUGACCGGGUGCUCACCCUGGGCUUUGCCUACACACAAGAGAAGCACUAUAGUCGAGGGAUCUUUGUGAGUAGGGUCCUGCCUUACUGUGGCUUACGGAUCUUGGCCCCUCAGAUUUUCUGGGCCCCAGCGUCUGCCUCCCCAGACAGCCUACAGUGUUCGUCUGCAGGGUCCGUCUGCACUCACAUUCCCUCCAAUGUGCUGCUUUGA
This is a messenger RNA of Knipowitschia caucasica, 567 nucleotides long. The record is from the annotation of a GenBank genome assembly. Lineage: Eukaryota; Metazoa; Chordata; Actinopteri; Gobiiformes; Gobiidae.